Molecule: messenger RNA, 5064 nt
Organism: Globicephala melas (long-finned pilot whale)
Lineage: Eukaryota; Metazoa; Chordata; Mammalia; Artiodactyla; Delphinidae
Gene: CSNK1G2
Product: casein kinase 1 gamma 2
Biological process (GO): signal transduction; peptidyl-serine phosphorylation; endocytosis
Cellular component (GO): nucleus; cytoplasm; plasma membrane
Molecular function (GO): protein serine/threonine kinase activity; ATP binding
Source: RefSeq, a predicted model, not a curated record
GCGGCGUAAACGCGGGCCGCGAGCGACGCUGCGAGACCGGGGCGAGCCGGGCGCCCGCGCGGCUGGGACAGCCCGCGCCCAACAUGCGGAGGCCGGCAGCUGCAGCGGCGCCGGAGUGGGGGCCCGAGCGGGCGCCAGAGCCGGAGCCGGAGCGCGAACGGGGUCGGGAGCGGGGGCCCGCGCCGCGCUGCUGAGGGAGCCCGGGCCGCCCAGCCCGGCCGCCCGGCCGCGGGGCCACGGCCACGACCACGGCGGAGGCCGUCAGCCGAGAGCCACGAGAUUUGAGCUCCCGGGACCCGUCAGCAGCAUGUGUCCUCCCCCCAUGCGUGACCCCAAGGCCACUGAGAAGAGCGCUGCGGCCGGGCCCUCGCGAGCGCCCGCGUCUCACUAGCAGGAGCCCGCCGGGCGCCAUGGGGUGCUAGCCCUGAAGAGCCGCCGCGACCACAGGUCUCCGUGGAGCCGGGAUUUGCACGGCAGCAGAGUCACCGUGGAGAGGCCAGGGUACCACAAACUUAUGGAUUUUGACAAGAAAGGAGGGAAAGGGGAGUCGGAGGAGGGCCGGAGAAUGUCCAAGGCCGCCGGCCGGAGCAGCCACGGCGUCCGGAGCUCGGGGACCAGCUCGGGGGUCCUGAUGGUGGGCCCCAACUUCCGAGUCGGGAAGAAGAUAGGCUGUGGCAACUUCGGGGAGCUCCGGCUAGGAAAGAAUCUCUAUACAAAUGAAUACGUAGCUAUCAAAUUGGAGCCCAUCAAGUCCCGGGCGCCGCAGCUGCACCUGGAGUACCGCUUCUACAAGCAGCUCAGCGCCGCAGAGGGCGUCCCUCAGGUCUACUACUUCGGCCCGUGCGGGAAGUACAACGCCAUGGUGCUGGAGCUGCUCGGACCCAGCCUGGAGGACCUGUUCGACUUGUGCGACCGCACGUUCACUCUCAAGACAGUGCUCAUGAUUGCCAUCCAGCUGAUCACGCGCAUGGAGUACGUGCACACCAAGAGCCUCAUCUACCGCGACGUGAAGCCCGAGAACUUCCUGGUGGGGCGACCGGGCACCAAGCGGCAGCACGCCAUCCACAUCAUCGACUUUGGCCUGGCCAAGGAGUACAUCGACCCCGAGACCAAGAAGCACAUCCCGUACCGCGAGCACAAGAGCCUGACGGGCACGGCGCGCUACAUGAGCAUCAACACGCACCUGGGCAAGGAGCAGAGCCGCCGUGACGACCUGGAGGCGCUGGGCCACAUGUUCAUGUAUUUCCUGCGCGGCAGCCUGCCCUGGCAGGGGCUCAAGGCCGACACGCUCAAGGAGCGCUACCAGAAGAUCGGGGACACUAAGCGGGCCACGCCCAUCGAGGUGCUCUGUGAGAGCUUCCCAGAGGAGAUGGCCACGUACCUGCGCUACGUGCGACGCCUGGACUUCUUCGAGAAGCCGGACUACGACUACCUGCGCAAGCUCUUCACCGACCUCUUUGACCGCAGCGGCUUCGUGUUCGACUACGAGUACGACUGGGCUGGGAAGCCCCUGCCCACGCCCAUCGGCACGGUCCACACCGACCUGCCCUCGCAGCCUCAGGUUCGGGAAAAAGCCCUGCUAUACAGCAAAAACCAGGUGAGGGGCCGGCCGAGGACCCCAGCAGCGUGGGGGUGGGGAGAGCAGGGCCUACAGGACUCCCGUGCCCCUCUUGCCCCGCAGGCACUGAACUCCACCAACGGGGAGCUGAAUGCCGAUGACCCCACCGCUGGCCACUCCAACGCCCCCAUCACGGCCCCCGCAGAGGUGGAGGUGGCCGACGACACCAAGUGCUGCUGUUUCUUCAAGAGGAGGAAGAGAAAAUCUCUGCAGCGACACAAGUGACCCCGGGGCGGUGGCCUCUGAAGCCUCCCGCUGCAGCCCCUCGGGGCCCGCUUUUCCACGGCCGCGUGGCCACCGCUGGACGCAGACUGCAGGCCCGGCAGAGCUGCCAGCCCCCGCGUGGGGUCACUUCCUUCACGUAAGACUUUGGCCGAGAUUUCUACACCUGUGUCUAGUCCUCCCCUCCGAGAGCAUUAACUAUUUAAAACAAGGAAGAGAGAAAACCACAGCGGCCGCCCUGCCUUGUGCCCCCGCGCGUCUGCUGAGUAAGUAGCGCGGCCGCCUCCGUCCAGCCCGCCGCUCGCCCGUUAGUGUCAUAAAGUGCAGCUUGUCUCCCUCGAUCCAAAGGCCGUUUUCUCGAGGGGGCGCUGCGGGGCGUUGCUGCCAGGGGUGAGCCCGCCCUGGGCCUCCCCAGACCAAAGGGGAAGGCGGGAUGAGAGCGGCCCCCAACUGAAAUGCUGCACCAAAGCCUGGGCCGGUGGGCGCAGCCCGCGGGGGGUCUGCACACCUGCUCGUGGAGCCGCCGGCCUGGAACUCUCGGGGUGGCCACCGCGUGGCCCGUGGGCUCCUUGUGUCGCUCUGCGCUGCCGGCCGAGCCGUGGAGACAAGCGCCUUAAAGCCCAUCCGAGCCCCGCAGGUGCGUGUGGAGCUGGCAGCCCGUCGGUGCGGCCCCCGUGGUCCCCUGGGGCCCGCGUGCUGAGGGCAGAGCAGCUGGGGGCGCCCCGCGUGUGCGUCUAGGUCUUGCUUUACAAAAAGUGUACAGAAAUGGCACUUCCGUUUCUCUGAUGCUUCCUGGAAGCCAUAGAACUUAGGGGCUUUUUUUAAAAAAUAAAGGAAAAUGAAACCAAUUCUGAGCAUGGUGUCCAGUCUUUCCAAGGGGCUUGGCUGAGGCCAGCAGCAGCUCACAUAGCCAAGUCCCUGGGAAGGGACAGGCUAGGAGGCAGGACAACUUGGGGAAGGAGCCGGGGAGUGGCAGCCCCCUUGCUCAGGAGAAAUAAACGGUCGGAAACAAGGUAACAGAACUGAAGUGGAUGUAAGAACCAGGUUUAGGACUUCCCUGGUGGCGCAGUGGUUAAGCAUCCACUUGCCAGUGCAGGAGGACACAGGUUCGAGCCCUGGUCCCAGAAGGUCCCACAUGCCGUGGAGCAACUAAGCCCAGGAGCCGCAGCUACCAAGCCUGCACUCUAGAGCCUGCGAGCCACAGCUACUGAGCCCACAUGCCACAACUACUGAGCCUGUGCGUCUGGAGCCCGUGCCCUGCAACAAGAGAAGCCACUGCAUUGAGAAGCCCACGCACCGCAACAAAGACCCAACGCAGCCAAAAAAAAAAAACCAGGUUUGGUCUACUUGGGGCUGGUGGAAAAAAGAGCCAUUGAAGUAAAUCACAGUGAGAACAGCAAACACGGGAGCUGAAGGACAGGCUCCUUGCCGUUGUCUGCACAAGUCCAUCUGAAACCCUAACCCUAAGGCUUCCCUUCCAGGAGCAAAAAGGUACCAGCUGUAUGUGAAUGGUUAGGUCUUGAGUGAACCCGACAGCACAAAGUGGGAAGCCCUGUGACAGCGUCACAGUCACUGUGGACGCGGCUGAGGAAAAAUGACUUUGGUGGCUAUGGACUAAUUGUUUAUAUCCCCCAACAUUCAGAUGGUGCUGCCAGACCCGCAGUGGGGGACAGUGUUAGGAGGCAUGGGGCCUUCAUGAUGGGACUAGCGUCCUGGUAAGGAGAGGAGGAGAGACCAGAGCUCUCUGUGCUGGGUGAGGAUGCAGCGGGAAGGCGGCUGUCUGCAGGCUGGGACGCGGGCCCUCACCAGGAACUGGCCACACCGAUCUCGGACUCCAGGACAGUGAGAAAUGCCAUGUGUGGUUUCAGCCUGUGUUGUUCUGUUAGGGCAGCAUCAGCUAAGAAAACACAACAGCAGCAGUUCUUGAAACAGUUUCACAAGGAUCCAGGUAGUUGAAAACGAUGGCAGCCCACCGUCUGUCCCAAACAACACAGAACCACUGGGAGGAAUGCCUGCCGCGUGCAACAUCCUGCCUACACGUACAAAGUAAGGAACACCGCCAAGUCCCCCGUGGGAGCCUGGCCUCCCUCCCAGCCCUUUCUCUCUGCUGGGCCGUGUGGGAGCAUCGGCAGGGGGCAGCCAUCAAGGUGGGCAGAAGCCAAAAGGCAGAGGUUCACAGCACAACCUGCACAUGUCCCUUGCCCCAGCCAGGAACCCCAGCGUCCCCAGGAGAGAGCAUGAGGUCGGAGAAGGGCAGACUGUCCCAACAGCGUCAGAAGAUACGAAACCAUCUUGGAUCAGAAAUUCAAAAACAAGGGACAGACGCGGACAAAAACCAGACUUGGAAAUGGCUGAUCCAAUUCUGGAAGAAAAUGAAAGAACAGAUGAUUUUAGAAACGAAGGAUAAACUGUAAGGUGCCCCAGGCUCCAGGGGAGAUCUGAGAAAAGGCCUGGGAAGCAGAACAAGACGGUGAAGAGUUGACGCAGUUGCUGACGCAGGAGAUGGUGGCCGAGUGAGUGUCGGUUGCUGGGAGUUCCCUGGUGGUCUAGUGGUUAGGACUCCGUGCUUUCACUGCUGUGGCCAGAGUUCAAUCCCUGGUUGGGGAACCGAGAUCCCGCCAGCCACACAGCACAGCCAAAAAAUAAAAAAUAAAGCUGCUGCUGAGGGGAACUUUCCAGGUAGAGCCUGGAAUCUCCACCACGAAUUAGAGACAGUUGCCCACAAGGCACACCCUCGCAAGGAUGCGGGAGGACCUUACGAGGACGUGCACGGGGAGGGCCGUGACUGGGGCCUGCAGACAGAGAGGUAGAAUCGUGCACUGAGGCCCGAGAACUCGGCUCCUCAGCCUUUCCAGAAGCUGGUGGAACGAGCCUGAGCUGAGGCUCCCACGUGCUGCCAGGGUAUCCCUCCAGCACCGAGGCCUGGGAAGGCCAGUGCUGCCUGCCCGGUCCGGGUUGGAGGGGUAGAGGCCACCUCUGUGUUGUGGGGAAGUGGAAAUGGCGCAGCUGGGAGAGCAGGCGGAGAGGAGGCCAGGCCAGCCCUCUGGCGGUGCCGGAACCAGAGGGGUCGGCUCAUGUGGCGGUUUUCGUUAUAAACAGGGAAGGAACGCAGAAGAGAGGGGCACCUGUGUGAUGUUGGCCUAUUCCCACUUACCCCCACUUGUGCUAUUUUUGCCAUUUAUUUUACUUCUGACAUACGUUAUAAGCCCGCAACUCCCUGUCAU